AUGCGCCCGGCGCUCGGCCACCCCCGCGCGGUCUCGUCCUCGGCCGGCCCCUUCCCGCCGCCCCCCGCCGCCGCGCGGCUGCAGCCGCUCUUCCUCCGGGGGGGCGCCCCCCGCGGCCGGCGGGGCUCGGGCGACAGCAGCACCAGCACCAGCCCCAGCCGGGGGGGCGGCGGCCGGCGCGGCGCGGGCGGCUCCCCCAGCAGCAGCACCGGCGCGGAGCGCGAGGACGACGACGAGAGCGCGAGCAUCAGCAAGCCGCUGGUGCCGGCCGCCGCCGCCGCGCCCCCGGGGCCCCCGGCGCAGGGGGGCGCCCCGGGCCCCGGCCCCGCGCCGGCCGCCUUCUCCUCGUCGGCGCCCACCUCCUCCGGCAGCUCCACGCCCACCUCCUGCAGCAUGACGGCCGUGGACUUCGGGGGCGCGCCCGCGGCCGGGGCCGUCGGGGCGCCGGGGCGCGCGGCCGGGGGCGCGGGCGGCGCGGGCGCGGGGGGCGGCUCGCCCUGCUGCGCCUGCUGCUGCUGCUGCUGCCGCCCGGCGCGGCCCGGCCGCCGGGGCCGGCGUCGCGGCUGCGCGCCCGGCCCGGGGUGCCGCUGGGGCUACCAGGCGCUGUCCGUGGUGCUGCUGCUGGCGCAGGGCGGGCUGCUGGACCUGUACCUCAUCGCCGUCACCGACCUGUACUGGUGCUCCUGGAUCGCCACCGACCUGGUGGUGGUGGUGGGCUGGGCCAUCUUCUUCGCCAAGAACAGUCGGGGCCGUCGGGGCGGCGCGGCGAGCGGCGCGCACAGCCACCACCAGCACCACCACCACGCCGCGCCGCCCCUGCACCUGCCCGCGGCCUCCGCCGCCUCGGCGGGGGCGGCCGCGGGGGCCAAGGCGCGCGGCGGCCGCGGGGGCGCGGGCGGCCCCGGGGGCGGCCUGGGCGCGGCCGGCGCGGCGGGCGAGUUCGCCUUCGCCUACCUGGCCUGGCUCAUCUACUCCAUCGCCUUCACGCCCAAGGUGGUGCUCAUCCUGGGCACGUCCAUCCUGGACCUCAUCGAGCUGCGCGCGCCCUUCGGCACCACGGGCUUCCGACUCACCAUGGCGCUGUCGGUGCCCCUGCUCUACAGCCUGGUGCGAGCCAUCAGCGAGGCGGGCGCCCCCCCUGGCUCCGCGGGACCCCUGCUCCUGCAGCCCCAGCAGCACCGCGCCGCCGGCUGCUUCCUGGGCACGUGUCUGGACCUGCUGGACAGCUUCACCCUGGUGGAGCUGAUGCUGGAGGGCCGCGUGCCUCUCCCGGCACACCUGCGCUACCUGCUCAUCGCGGUCUACUUCCUCACCCUCGCCUCGCCGGUGCUCUGGCUCUAUGAGCUCAACGUCGCCGCCGUCACUUCGUCCUGGAGCCAGGCUUCGGGGCCCGGCAGCUGCAGCCGCCUCCUGCGCCUGCUGGGCGGCUGCUUGGUGGACGUGCCCUUGCUGGCGCUCCGCUGCCUCCUGGUGGUGAGCUAUCAGCAGCCCCUCUCCAUCUUCAUGCUCAAGAACCUCUUCUUCCUGGGCUGCCGGGGCCUGGAAGCCCUGGAGGGCUGCUGGGACCAGGGGAGUCGGGCCUCCCCCAGCCGGCUCCGAGGAAGCUAUGGCGCGCCACCCUCUGCACCGCCACCACCGCCACCAGCACCUCAGGGAGGCUCCCAGCUGGGCCACUGCAUCCCGGAGAACGAGGGGGGCGCCCAUGGUUAUGUCAACACGCUGGCUGUCGCCUCCCAGAAUUGAGAGGAAUAAGGAGGGGGCCUUCCUUUAGGGUUGAGAAGCCCUGGCUCCCUUGGCCUCUCGUCUCUCACCCAGAUUUGCUCUGGCCGCUUGGGAGAGGUAACUGUUUGCAGGGCCGUGGGCCAGCGUGUCCUGCAUUUCUUGGAUCAAGACUGUGAGGAGAGAGACCAGCAGUUCAUGGUGGGGGAGGAAGGUCCACUUACCCUGUUUUUUUCUUCCCCAUGCCCUACGCUAAACCUAGCUCCAGGGGAGUGGUCCCUCUGCUUCUGAAUUUUUCCACCUCCCACCCUAAAUCCAACCCAUUGUGGAAGAAAAUGGAGGGAAAGGGUGUGCUCAGACAGGAGGUGCGGGGCCUUGGGCCAUUCCCCUAGCUUGGAAGUGCCAGCUUCUUUUAGGCCUUGAAACUGACCCAGAAUCCACUGUUUCCCUCAUGUGUCUAUUGGAUUUCUUCCAGAUGGUCGAUGCAAAGUCUAUGUCUGUGUGUGUCUCUGUGUGUGUGUGUAGUGUGUGUGUGCAGUGUUGUUUUCUUGUGUCCACCAGAUGUAGGGAGGCCCUGCCCUUCCCACCACACAUACCACUACUCUCCUUGUGAAUUUGUGGCCAUGAAUUCCCAGAAGAGCUGGGCUCCUGGGUGCUGCCCACUCGGUCUCCUCCAGGGGACAAGCUUGCCCAGGAUCCUUCUUCCUGCUCCUCUCUUCGCAGCUUGGGGGAGGAGAGGGUCCAUAGUCUAAGGACCAAACUACACCCUUUCUUGGGUGAGUGAGCAUUUCUACCUCCGUGCAUUCAACUUUCCUUGCAUCGUGCACUGAUGCUGCUUGCAAAAAAUGAAGACAAAAUACUCAGAAGUUGAUUCCAUGUGGCCACAAUCCAGCUGGGGUUUGGGGCCCACGGUUCAUACAGGGUCUGUGGAGUAUCAGCCAUUGGCCUGACCUCCCUCUGUCCCUGCCUCUGCACCCAGAACUCUUAUUCUUCCUGAGGUCUGUUGCUGGCUGGGUCAGAUCUUGUCUCAGAAUAACAGCUUUGGUGGGAUUCCUGGAAGUUGGGGCUCCCAUGGGCCCACAGAGGGGGAAAACCCCAGUUCCCCACCUGUCCUUCCUCUUGGGAG
Talpa occidentalis (Iberian mole) is the source of this 2845-nucleotide messenger RNA. It is a transcript of the gene TMEM121B, whose product is annotated as transmembrane protein 121B. The record is from RefSeq and is a predicted model, not a curated record. NCBI's taxonomy places the organism in Eukaryota, Metazoa, Chordata, Mammalia, Eulipotyphla, Talpidae.